AUGUCCGACAGCAAUGGGCGACGCCACCGCAUCGGCUACGCCUUCCCUCCGAAGAAAGAGCAGACCUUCAUCCAGCCGUCGCUGAUCAGCCAUGCCCAGCAGAACGGCAUCGAUCUGGUCCCCGUGGAUCCCGGGAAGCCCUUGACCCAGCAGGGCCCCUUCGACUGCAUCAUCCACAAGCUCUACCACGACGAAUGGAACACCCAGCUCAACGAAUUCUCCUCUCUCUACCCCCGCACCGUCAUCCUCGACCCGCCCGACUCCAUCGCCCGCCUCCACAACCGCGUCUCCAUGCUCGACGUCAUCAACGCCGCCUUCAAAGCCCCCCGCGUCGAGAAUGUCUCCGUCCCCAAGCAGGUCCUCAUCCACGACGCCGCCGAACUGGAGACCGAUUUGGGUUUGAAGUUUCCGGUGAUUGCCAAGCCCCUGCUGGCCAAUGGCAGCGCCAAGUCGCACCAGAUGUCUAUGGUGUUCAGCAGCGAGGGGAUCAAGAAGGUCGAGACCCCCAUUUUGCUGCAGGAGUUUGUCAACCACGGAGGUACCAUCUUCAAGGUCUAUGUCAUCGGGGAUUACACCGAGUGCGUCAAGCGCAGGUCGCUGCCCGAUAUCUCUGACGAGCAGCGCGCAAAACUGGCAGCGGAUGUGUUGCCAUUCUCGCAGAUUUCGAAUGAAGAGGUUGACAUUGAGGGUGUGGAGAUGCCGCCGCCUGGGUUUGUGGAGGAGCUGGCCAAGGGGAUCAGCGACGGCCUCAAGCUCAAUUUCUUCAAUUUUGAUGUCAUCAGGGACUCCAAUGACAAGCACAGCUAUUAUGUUAUUGACAUCAACUACUUCCCUGGCUACGCCAAGCUCCACAACUUCGAGCACCUUUUGACAGACUUUUUCUUGUCUGUGCUUUCCAAGAAGUCUCAGACUCAGCUUGAACAAGGCAAGGAAGCGAAGCCGGAAUGA
Fragaria vesca subsp. vesca is the source of this 948-nucleotide messenger RNA. RefSeq names its product inositol-tetrakisphosphate 1-kinase 1-like. The record is from RefSeq and is a predicted model, not a curated record. Gene Ontology annotation, cellular component: cytoplasm. Lineage: Eukaryota; Viridiplantae; Streptophyta; Magnoliopsida; Rosales; Rosaceae. The transcript has a single exon. Gene Ontology annotation, molecular function: inositol-1,3,4-trisphosphate 6-kinase activity; magnesium ion binding; inositol-1,3,4-trisphosphate 5-kinase activity. The coding region runs from base 1 to 948 and encodes 315 amino acids. Gene Ontology annotation, biological process: inositol trisphosphate metabolic process.